GAAGAAGUAGCAAACGGAAGUGAACAUUGAUCAAGAACAAUUUCCACGUUAGCGGUUUUUUGUUAUUUAGACAUUUAUUAACACCCUGGAACUCAAAAUAGGAUUAAUUUAACUGCACAGCAUAAUUUAUGUAUCCCUGGUAGUGUUUAAUUUGCGUUGAAGACAGUACUUGGUUGAUAUAGGUGAUAUAGUUCAUGAUAGUUAGCUGCUAACGUUAGCUAACAAUGGCUACCUGUAACUCAAACGUUAUGAUUUUUCACACUCAAAUAGCCUCCGUCAUGGAGGUACUAGCGAAUGCGGCCGUUGCAGAGAUCUGUAAACUCGUAGACGACGACUAUGCAGUGUUUCGUUUGGAAAUAACUCAAAGCCAGAAAGAAAACAGGGCAUUGCGGAGGAAACUACAGCUAAUUGAACUGAAGGUGGCACGGGAGCGCGCCGAGAGGACAACGCGAGAGCGCGUCUUCGCCAGUCGUCCCAGUAGUGUCAAGAUCCUCGACCGAUACAGAGGAAUGACAAGAGGUGAAGGACAUCUCACUGGAGGCCACAGGAGCUUUGUGAAACCAACGGGACACAAAACAUGGAGAGAUGACCAACCCAUAGCUAUAGAUGAGGGGAGUGGAACCUCAAACCAGCAUGUUAUCCUGAUAGAGUCUGCAGAUGCAGAGGCUGCUAGUCCUGGAGGAUCGUCUCUGGUCAAACAGGAGAGGACUGAAGGAGAGGAGGACCCACGACACAGCAGAGCCAUUCAGAUUGGAGCGGUUGGAGUGGCGCCCCCUGUAGCCACGGAGGACUUCGCCUCCGCGCCCCAUCCUAGGGCCCAAUGCAGCAUCACGGAGGAGGAGGGGGGUCCAGAGGUGCUGCUGGUGAAGGACGAGGGUCUGGGGAACCCUGAGGGGGAGGACAACCAGACUACACCUCCUCCUGAACCCACAGAGGAACCAGCUGAGCAGCACAGGACCACACACAGUCUCACUGAGUCAGUAGACAUGGAGGAUGGGAAGCCUGAUCUGCUGCUGGUCAAAGAGGAGACAAUAGAAGAUGAACCAGAGAGCAUUGACCUGCUGAGUGGAAUAAAGAUGGGGGAGCAAGGUGAUUGGCUGGAGGCUAACAGAGGGGACUGGGCAGCCCUUUUGAAUUCCCAGACCCAGACUGGUGUAGCCAAGGGCCCAGGGGACAACAUCAUUGAGCAGGGCAGAACCAGAGGCGACAUGGUGGAGGUCAGUGGAUGGGACAGCGUCUUCAACUCUGGACUUGGGAACAACACUGUUAACCAGAAACAGACAUUCGAACACAAAGCAACAGCUGAACUUAGUCUCUAUGACGACAGACUGUCUGAGACCAGGGAGAGGGGUAGAUUUGGUCUGCAAGGACGGGGGCGUGUCCGUAUGCAGCGGGAGAGAACAGACACAGACUCGGCUAGCGAUGCUCCGUCCUGCUCCUAUAGUUGUGAUUCAGAGAGACUGAUGGCGCCUCAGGUUAACCCCCUAAAAGGUGCAGCCUUCAGCCUGCCUUCUAUAGGAUCUAUCAACUGGAACAUGGACCCUGCAAAAACACAGACACUCCCUGGCCUUCAUCCUCCUCACACUCUCCUUAUGUUAAACCAGACCUCAGACAAUGCCAGUGCCUCAACACUAAAUGGCUACAUAUGCCCAUUGACAAAUGACAGUAGUGGUGACACUAUCAUCAGAUCCGGUGGCAAAGAGAAGCGCUUCCCAUGUUCAUUUUGUGGGAAAGCCUUCAAUUUCCGCAAACAGCUGGAGAUCCACCAGAGGAUGCACACAGGGGAGAAACCUUUCGGUUGUCACCUAUGCCGAGCAAGUUUCUCACACUCGUUCACCCUGAAGAGGCACCAGAGGGUCCACACAGGGGAGAAACCCUACACCUGCCCCCACUGUGAGAAGAGGUUCUCCCACCAGCACCAUCUGAAGAGGCAUUUGAAGGUCCAUACGGGAGAGAGGCCGUUCGCCUGCACUAACUGUGGGAAGAGGUUCUCAGACAGGAGCUACCUCAGGAUACACCAGCAGAAAAACCAUUCCCAUCUAUAACAUAGAAAGUAACUAUUCCACUCGAUAGCUUCUGAUGUUUAGAUCAGACCAUGCAUUAAAGACAAAUGCAUGUUUUGUUGUCAGCAGAAAAGAUCCACAAAUGCAUUUGGAAUAACAAGAGUAAUAGAUUUCAGAUUUUCAUCUAGACUUGUACAGUGCCUUCAGAAAGUAUUCACACCCAUUUACUUUUUUCACAUUGUGUUAUGUUACAAAGUGGGAUUAAAAUGGAUUUAAUUGUACUUUUUAUGUUAACAAUCUACACAAAAUACUCUUUAAUGUCAAAGUGUAAGAAGAAUUCUAACAUUUGUAAAACAUUUAUGAAACAUAAAACACUAAUAUACUGUAUCCUGAUUAGUAUUCAUACAGUGCAUUCGGAAAGUAUUCAAACCCCUUGACUUUUUCCACAUUUUGUUAAAUUAUAAUCUUAUUCUAAAAAUGGAUUCAAUUGUUUUUUUCCCCUCAUCAAUCUACACACAAUGCAAAAACAGGUUUUUUGAAAUUUUAGCACAUUUCAUAAAAUAUUUCUUAACUGAAAUAUCACAUUUACAAAAGUAUUUGUUGGAAGUUGAACAUUUGCCUCAGUUGGAGGUCCUGAGCGCUCUGGAGCAGGUUUUCAUCAAGGUUCUCUCUGUACUUUGCUCCGUACAUCUUUCCCUCAAUUCUGAUUAGUCUCCCAGUCCCUGCUCGCUGAAAAACAUCCUCACAGCAUGAUGCUGCCACCACCAUGCUUCACUGUAGGGAUGGUGGCAGGUUUCCUCCAGACAUGAUGCUUGGCAUUCAGGCUAAAUAGUUACAUCUUGGUUUCAUCAGACCAGAGAAUCUUAUUUCUCGUGGUCUGAGAGUCCUUCAGGUGCCUUUUGGCAAACUCCAAGUAGGCUGUCAUUAGGGCUGUGGCGGUCACCAAUUUUCGUCAGCUGGUGAUUGUCAAGCAAAUAACUCUCUGUCUCACGGUAAUUGACCGUUAAUUAACAUAGACACGUUUAGCAUCUCCUGGCUUCCACACAUAGCCUACAAGCCAAUGAUGCAGACCUUAGGAACAUCUACAUUUUAAAAAGCAUAAUAAAUCCAUGUAAUAAAGCCUACACCUUCACAAUAAAUAUAUUUAUUUUAGACAGGUCUAAAGAAGCAUGAUAUGAAGAAAAUGUAGUCUAUUUCACAAGAACAGAAUAGCAUACACGGAGUUGUCCUUAUGUUAGGUCCUGAUCUGGCUAUGCCAAUUGGGUGUGGGCUACACUAUUUCAUUUAUCAGACAAGAUUUGCUUAGAAUACCGUGGCAUUAUUUUAUAGUAUUAAGAAUACAAUUGAACAAAGCUGAAAAAAAUUAAGGAUAUUUUCUCAAUGAUUUGAGGGGGUGCGCACAUGCAGUUAUUCUGUGUUGAGCACUUAACAAAGAAAUAGGUAGUCCUAUAUGCUUAAUUUUGAGUUAUUAAUGUAACUUUAGUCGUCCUGCAAAUGUUGGGCUAUAUGUUUUGAUUUGUAAUAAAUUGUAAGGCUGCA
Oncorhynchus kisutch (coho salmon) is the source of this 3542-nucleotide messenger RNA. RefSeq names its product neurotrophin receptor-interacting factor homolog. The record is from RefSeq and is a predicted model, not a curated record. Gene Ontology annotation, cellular component: nucleus. Gene Ontology annotation, biological process: regulation of gene expression. Lineage: Eukaryota; Metazoa; Chordata; Actinopteri; Salmoniformes; Salmonidae. The coding region runs from base 225 to 2045 and encodes 606 amino acids. The transcript is spliced from 6 exons.